AGCGUUCUUUUGUGGCCCAAGUAUGUAGUUCCAAACCUCGGAGCUGUAGGACAUGGUGCUGCUUGAGGCUUUCGGGCUUGCCUCGGCAGAGCUUUUUCAGUACAACCGAGAGAAUUUCCAGUUUGACAAUGAGCAGCGGAUCAGCCGAGAUGUCCAGAAGUACAAGAUGCAAGUGGAACGCUUCGAGCUGUUCCGCGAAGACAUCGAAGAUCUCGUCAAGCUCACGGUGGACAAGAUGGACAUGUAUCAUCUAGUGUCGGCGGUGGUCCUGGGCUUUACCACCAGCGUCUUCACGGAGGGCCGCAUUUGGGCUCACUCCCCACCUUCUUACAUCGCGGUGUACUUCAUGACCAUAGGCUGCGGCUGGUUGUACCUUCUGAUGACGGUGUGGCUGAGCAUGUAUGCCUCCAUCUCUUCCCACAGCCUGGGGGUGCGCCUGCGCACCCGCUAUGUGCGCUUGCCCAUCCCCAGCAUGCAGCAGUUGUACGGCAUAUCUUCCAAGUUGCAGGACUUCGAGCAGCAAGGCGUGCAGAAGAUGCUGCGGCUGCCAUUCGGGCCACAAGGCACGCCCCAGUGGCAGUCCCCGGGCCCCGGGGUUGCAGCGCCGGCACCUGGCGUGGCAGGCAGCAGCCGACCCUUCAUGCGCACCGGCUCCGAGGAUCUUCUGGGCCGUGGGGAGGCUGGCUUUGGCCAGGAGAAGGUGCUGACCAGCGCUGCGUCAACUGCGCCGGCAGAGCACGUGCAAAUGUUUCGAAAGCUGCAGUCAAAGUGGCAGUGUUUCGAUGCCUAUGCGCGAGUGAGCAUGAGCCUGGGCGUGUAUCAGAUCGUUCAGGCCAUCAACCUCUUCGUCCUGGGCCUCACCCUGGUAGAGACCCACUGCCCCUCGGUGGCCCUGGCGGUGACGCUGCUUUUGCAAGCGGUGGCACUGGCUCUGAACUUCCUGGACCUGGCCGGGCUGCACGCCUGGCAGUGGGCCGUCAUGCUGUGCAUCUCCAGCGGGUGCUCCGUCAUAACGGCCAUCUCGCUGAUCGGUGCAAAGUUGGAGCCGGAUGGCCUGCCGGACGUGAACCACCCCUUCAGCCUGGCGCCCCUGGCCUACUGGUUCCAGGCCUUGUACUUUCAGGUGCUGCUGGUUCUGGCAUGCCCGAGCGACGAGCAGAGCUCAUUGCCCAGGCGUUUCCGGGCUGUCCUCUUCCUGGACGUCUUUGGGGAUGCUAGCUACGACCCCACUGAUGCCGAGCAUGCGCUUAUUCCAAAGACGGUGGAAGAAGGCGACAUGUCGGGUGCCGCGGAGAGGGCGGAGAAGGCCACCCAACUGGCCAAGUGCUGGGACUUGGCACGGAUGGCGCAGAUGGCUCUACGCAGAUGGGAGGCUGUCCCCGAUGAGCAUGUGCGCGCAGAGGAUGCCGAGUCCCUUUGGCAGCUGAGGAAGCAGUACACGGUCUGGCGAAAGGCCCUGCUGGUCAGCUGGGGUGAGAUGAACGAAGCCCGGGGCAUUCCCUACUCUGCAGAGGCCCGGGACCGCGUGGAGCUGCGUCCGUGGAAUCAGCUCAGCGCCGUGGAGAAGAGCGAAGACGUGUUCACCGGCACCUUGGUCGGCCCCCUGUACUCGGCGCAAGGGAACCAGACGUUCCACUAUGACCUCGAGAAGGGCGAGUGCAUCUUCGGCCGUGGCAAGUCCCUGUCGCUGCGAGAGGUGGCCAGCCGGGUCACUGCCUUCCAGCGUGGGGUGCAGAGCAUGCUCGCGCUGAGCGAGGUUCCGGCAGAGGACGACCAUGACGGCAGCGCCACGGGAUCCCCCCGCGAGCGCGGGGGUGAGCGCGAGGGGACCCGGAAAUCCACGCGCAAGAGCUUCAGCCGAUCAAUGACAGCCACCUUCAUUGGCAGGACUCGCCUGCCACGGGUGGACAGCUUGCCGUGGAAGGUACUGCAGAGACUCACGCAGGUCCUGCAAUGCUGUUGGAUCUUCCUGGGCAUCGUGGAGUGUCUUUGCAACUGGUUCCCGGAGACCUUCGGCGUGGACGUCUUCCGGUCCGACUGGGGCACUGAGGAGCCCAAGAUCGAGGGAGAUACGUUUAGCCACCCAGACGAGACAACCCAACACGAAGGUGUGGGAGGUGAAUCUGAAGAAGCUGCGACAGGUGAAUUUACGCACGAAGGAUCGCAUGAGGAAGGGGUUCAUGAAGCGCAUGAGGCUGCGGUCAACCCGGAAGGCGGCCGUCGCCUGCGCAACUCCGAUUUCACUCCCUGGUGGCAGCGGCCCCAGCAGGUGGCUGCAAGCUGGCCGCAUGGCAACUUCUUCCGGCCGGAACUGCUCGCCUGCGGCGGCGCGAAACUUUUCGCGGCCACGGCCUUCGCACUGUACCAGUCGGAGGGCGGGCUGCCACUGGCCUGGCAGGCCUUGCCGAGAAAAGACUUCCCGGUGGCUGUGCCAAUCUGCGGUGAUGCGCCGGACGGAGAUGAUGGCUGCCUCUUCGCGGCCGCGCGGGGAGGAGGCGUCGCCCUGUGGCCCUGGAGGUCUUUGGAUGUGACGGAUGCUCCUUUGGCCAGGCCCUGGCACCGACUGGCCGGCGCCUCUGUGCCCUGCCGACGCCUGGCGCCGCUGGCGCCAGAGUUCUCUGAGCUCGAGGAGAGGUGCCUGCUGCUUGUGGGCUGGGACGGCCAGCGCCUGCCCGUGGCCACGCUGCGGCUGUCCGGCGGAGCGCCAAGCGCCGCGGAGCGGUUGGAGCUGCGCUUCGACGUCCCGCUCGAGCGCGGCGAUGCCGAUGUGCGGGCCAUGCACCUGGACAGCUCCGGCCAGCUGUGGCUCUUGCUGGGCAACGAGCUGCUCUCUUGGCAGCUGCUGGCAGGCGAGUUUCUGGGCAGAUGGCAGCCUCACUGGCGGGAUUUCACGCCUCGGGCGCUCUGCGCGCGCCAGGGCCGCCUCCUGGUGGCCGGCUCCGCCGGGACCGGCUACGGGCGGCCCCUGCUGCUGGCGCUGCAGCCCAACGCGUCCAUCGCGGCGGCGUGAGGCGUGAGGGAGGCACUUGCGCCGGAGAUCUUUGAGUCCUUGGGCCAUGUCGAGCGCCACUUGCGAGACUCUGCCUGCGCUUCCUUGCGGGGCACAUCCCGGGCUGGCAAAAAGUGCUGCGAUCCGGAUCCGGCAGAGUCAGCCGCGUGG
This is a messenger RNA of Effrenium voratum, 3160 nucleotides long. NCBI's taxonomy places the organism in Eukaryota, Dinophyceae, Suessiales, Symbiodiniaceae. The record is from the annotation of a GenBank genome assembly.